Tribolium castaneum (red flour beetle) is the source of this 1055-nucleotide messenger RNA. RefSeq lists its product as uncharacterized. The coding region runs from base 338 to 964 and encodes 208 amino acids. Lineage: Eukaryota; Metazoa; Arthropoda; Insecta; Coleoptera; Tenebrionidae. Gene Ontology annotation, biological process: protein dephosphorylation; negative regulation of MAPK cascade. Gene Ontology annotation, cellular component: cytoplasm. The record is from RefSeq and is a predicted model, not a curated record. The transcript is spliced from 4 exons. Gene Ontology annotation, molecular function: protein tyrosine/serine/threonine phosphatase activity; MAP kinase phosphatase activity.
ACAAGUUAGAUAACGCGGGCUCGAUAAAGUGUUUUGUCCGUUUGCUGGAAUGAUUGGAAGGAAGUUCGGCGAAUAAAUAAAUCAAUGUGCCGGUGACUAAUUGCGCCUGUUAUUGUUGCCAUUACCUUUUACAGCAUGUCGUUUAUGAUUGCCCAUUAUUCACUGGUUACAUAUGCGUUUACGUUAGAUUAGCCAUUGUAGAUGUUUGGCAAAACAUCAAAAAAUCUAUUUUUGAGAGUGGCCCGUUAUUGCGAGUGAUCCAAUUUUACCAACUCUCAUUUAACUUUUGUAUUUUUAACCUGCACACGUGAAAGAUUAGUUAGUGAAACGGGUAAAAAUGUGGCGUGAACGUGUUUACAACGGCACCCUGCGGCCCAAAACCGAGGAAGUUAUAACCGGGGGUUACUUGAGCGAUUUAUUGGACGGCCUGAACUACACCGUCCCUACAAAUUACUCGACGCGCCUUUCGGAGGCACACGAUGUGAAUUUUAUCACCACUGGGCUCUAUCUAGGCGACAAAUAUGCGGCCAAAGACAGGCGGUUUUUGCAGCGGAACGGCUUCACGCAUGUUUUGAAUGCAGCGGAAGGUAUCGACGAGUACCAAGUCAACACAAAUCAAUAUUAUUACAAAGAUGCGAAAAUAACAUAUCUGGGAAUACCGGGACACGAUAGGCCUUCCUGGAAUAUCUCUGUUUAUUUUGAUGUCGCAGCGCGAUUCAUCGAUCAGGCCGUUAAGAGCGGCGGAAAAGUAUUAGUGCAUUGUGUGGUCGGGAUAUCGAGAUCCGCGACCUUUGUGAUUGCAUAUCUCAUGAUUUACAAAGGGAUGAACGCGGCUGAAGCCCUGGAUUUUGUCUUCAAAAAACGACGCGUGUAUCCUAAUCCAGGCUUUUUGAGCCAUUUGGCACAACUCAAUUCCGUUUUGAACAAGACGCGGCAACCCACAUUCAAAAGCUAUCUGCUUUGAUACGAAGCGAGUAUUUUUUACAGGUCAUUUUUUUAUUAGUUUGUAAUGUAACUGUAAAAAGAUAAUGGCGAUAAUAAAAAAUUGUUUAGUA